AUGAAGCUCUCUUUCUCGCUCAAGGGAAAAGAGAGGGCGGCCGACAAUAAACCCGUAGGCGCGGCACCUUCACUCAAACGACCUGCCGCAUUCGCUGCGCUUGACGACGAUGAACCCGACACCCCUGCCUUAGACGCGAAGAAGGCGGCUCCCGGAAAUGCUACGCUCAUUGCCCAGAGUUCCGGCUUAUCCAAGGUAGCCAAGAAGCGUAUGGAGGCUGAGCAGCAGGUCGACUCGACCGUAUUCCAGUACGACGAGGUGUGGGAUAAUAUUCAGAUUGCGAAGGAGAAGCAAAAGGCUUUGAAGCAACAAGAGAACGCGGAUAGGAAGCCUAAACAUAUAGGGAACUUUCUAGCCGCUGCCGAGACGCGCCGUCUUGACAGGCUACGUGCAGAAGAGAAGAUGAUCCAACGCGAGCGCGAGAAGGAAGGGGACGAGUUUGCGGAUAAGGAGGCUUUCGUCACGCAAGCGUACAAAGAUCAACAAGCCGAAGUACGGCGAGCUGAAGAGGAAGAGAAGAAGCGUGAAGAAGCGGAAAAGAAGAAGAGACCAGGUGUCUCCGGCAUGGCGUACUUCUAUAGUAAAAUGCUGGAAGAGACCGAGCAGGCUCACGCCGUCGUGGCCGCUUCCGCGGAACCCACGCCAGCACCCGUCCAGACGUCCGCACCAGGCGCCAUCAAAGGCCCUCAUAUUCCUCCGAACUUGACCAUCACACGACCGCCCGAUAUGUCGGAAAAGUCCGACGCAGAGCUUGCACGUCUCGCACAAGAGCAGGGCAAAGCUGUUGAGCUGAAUGACGACAAUCAGAUCGUGGACAAGCGCCAGCUGCUGUCGGCUGGCCUGAAUCUUGCUGCGCCCAAUACUCGUAAACUUGGCUUACGCACAGCAAUGUCGAAGGAUGGGAAGGAUGCGCCUUCCGCGGCGGUCUACACGGGCGUAGGGACAUCAGCUUCGCGAAAGGAAGUUGAUGCACGGCGGCGACGCGAGGUUGAGGAACAGAUCGAGCAGGAGAAGGAGCGUGUGCGGGCAGAGAGGGAGCGGCUGGAGAAAGAACGCACAGCACGCACCGUCGAGCGUCGGAACGACGACAACGCUAUCCAAAGUGCGGCAGAGCGAUAUCGCGAGCGGAAGCGUAGGAAGCUUGAGGCAGACGCUGCGGCGAAGGCCGCGGCUGGUGGAGAGGCUACAUAG
Molecule: messenger RNA, 1191 nt
Organism: Peniophora sp. CBMAI 1063
Lineage: Eukaryota; Fungi; Basidiomycota; Agaricomycetes; Russulales; Peniophoraceae
Source: the annotation of a GenBank genome assembly